This is a messenger RNA of Sclerotinia borealis F-4128, 1017 nucleotides long. The record is from the annotation of a GenBank genome assembly. Lineage: Eukaryota; Fungi; Ascomycota; Leotiomycetes; Helotiales; Sclerotiniaceae.
AUGACCAUUCCACCUCAAUUUCUUCAAAGAUAUUGUCCACUCGACAAUGGCCUUCUUCGACCACAUGCUGCAAAAAUUCCCGCCUCUAUUUCUGACAUUGGGAGCUUCAAAGCCCUUCCACUUGAGAUCAUACAUUUGAUUUUCAAUCUACUUGACCUGCGAUGCUUGACGGACUUCAGAGCUGUGAGCUGGCGCGCCCGUACUCUUGUCGACAGCGUCCCCGAGUACAAUGCAUUAGUUAAGCAUUCCCCAGAUGCAUUACGCGCGUUGAUCUCGACGCGUAUCGCUGUUUAUUUUACUGCUCAAGAUAUCUUCGAGGCACUCUGUACGCAAUUUUGCGCUGGGUGUGGGCAAUUUGGUCCGUUCCUCGACAUGUUUACUGCUCAACGAUAUUGCAUCAAUUGUGUGGGAGACUCGGAUGAUCUAUUGUCUAUGACAGCAUCUUCUGCGAGGAAAGAGUUCGGUCUGAAUUUGAAGACUAUGCGCACAAUACCUACGUUAUUAAGCAUCCCGGGAGAAUAUGCCGAAAGCUCGAAGGAAUAUCGAAGACGAAUAUCUUUAGUCCGCAUGCUAUCAGCUAGUGUCGCUCAAUCUCAAAUCCACAAGCCCAACACCCUGCGUCGAAGAUCAUCGCCGCCUGUUAGCAUUUCCACACAGCCGCCACAGCCUCCUUCGCCUCCAAUUUCACAUCGAUUGCUGCAGAAAUUUGUCGGCCAUAAGCAAGACCCAUAUCGUUUCAUGCCAAUGCUAAGGGUUCCUUAUUUAGAUCGACGGACUGGAAGUCUAGACUGGGGAGUUUCAUGCCAAGCAUGUCGCCUUGCACCUCGAGAUGAGAGACGUGGAUAUUACGAUUGGAAUACUGUUUACUCUACUCCUGGGUAUUAUGAGCAUUUUCAAAAGUGCGAAGUAUCUCAGAGAGGGAGACUUGAAAUACCAAGGCACAUUAAGGCUACUGCUCAAGAGCAACGGGUCUUCGAUGCUCGAUUCUUGGGGUUUUAUGACUUUUUCAAAUUUUGA